Molecule: messenger RNA, 1387 nt
Organism: Xiphophorus hellerii (green swordtail)
Lineage: Eukaryota; Metazoa; Chordata; Actinopteri; Cyprinodontiformes; Poeciliidae
Product: CD209 antigen-like protein C
Exons: 6
Coding region: 406-1113 (235 amino acids)
Source: RefSeq, a predicted model, not a curated record
CAUGGUUUAUAAAGAUGCAAAUAAGUUGUGUUUUCUGUCUUGUUUGUUAGGUCAAUUUGUGCUCGAGUUCUUUGAGUUUCUACCCGAGUUGAAGUCCGAUAUGUUGUCUUCUGUUUUUAUGUUGGCCCAAUUCAUCAUUUUUUGAAAUAUUGUUUUUUAACCUUUUUUUAAUAUACUGUAUAUAAAUUAAGGAUCUUUUUAAAACUACUCAGUAUCUCUCUGGCUGGUAGGUGUUAAUCCCUCACACUAGUCAUACUUUCGCAUGACUAAUUUUAACUCUAAAAAUAUUUAUCUUUCUCUGAACUGGCAACUUCCUCAUGUUAAACUCAGUUUGGCAUUUCUCAUAUACUUCUGGUUUUGCUGCAGAUCAGAGAGUCUACAAAACGUUCAGCAUCUGUCAAAGCAAUGGAGGAAAUCUAUAUGAAUGUUGAUCCUGUGAAAACUGUCUGUCAAAUUCAUGUUAGAAAAAAUGAAGGUCCUGGCAGCUCUAAGAAGAGGCUCUAUGUGGGUGUUAUCAUCUCUCUGGGGCUUCUGAAUGUUUUCCUGCUGAUUAGACUCAUCAGCCUUGGUGUUUUCUACAUUCUGACUGAUCGUCUCCAGGACAGCAAUAACCAGCUUUCUGCAAUGAUUGAAGAAAGAGACCGUCUGAAUGCAACCCUCACAGAAAUGUCUAACGAGAUGAUCAGGCUUCAGAGUUUGUUGAAGAAAAAGAAAACCUGUCCUGCAGGAUGGAGGACGGUCGACUCUUCUUGUUAUUUCCUCUCUACAUCGUCUGGCUCCUGGAAUAAAGCCAGAGAAGACUGCAGGAACAGAGGAGGAGAUCUGGUGGUGAUAAAUGACGAUGAUGAACAGAAUUUUCUUUCUACAAUCACCAAUAAAGAACCAUGGAUUGGUUUGAAUGAUAUAGAAACUGAGGGAUCCUGGAAGUGGGUUGAUGACACUCCGCUGACUCAACUGCUUACCAAACACUGGGCACAUAAACAGCCUGAUAAUGGUGGUGGAGACCCACAGUGGGGGGAAGAGGACUGUGCACAAAGCCUGACUUAUAAGGUGUGGAAUGAUCGUAAAUGUUCUGAUUCUCUGCAGUGGAUCUGUGAAAAGGAUCCAGUCUAAAUUGGGAGUGUGUUAGGAAUUGCUUUACAGUUGAGACUAAGUUUAGCUUGCUGUGCUUUAUGCUUGACUGCAUUGUUGUCUGUGACUGGCCUCUGUGGUCUCUGUGAACGUCGACAUGAAGGCCUGAUUGUAGUGACUGCAACAACUGUGUGCACCAACACUGAAACUCCAAAGGGUGGCGCUAAACACCAAAUUGAUGUUUAAUAAUAAUAAUAAUAAUAAUAAUAAUAAUAAUAAUAAUGAUGAUGAAAAUCAGUGAACUCAUGAACAGAAG